AUCUGAUCAAAUUGAUGGGCAGCCGAGUAUCCAUAUGUGUGACCUGGGCCCAAAACUUACUUUCGAUCUCAACCAUCCGCGAGACACUCUAGCCGCCUACAGAACAGUCUUGUCUCUACGUGGCCUCGCUCGAGACCUAUAUAACAGCGCUAAUUCUCGAGCAUAUACCCUACGUCAACCCUUUUCUGCCCUUCAUCAGUGGCGUGCAGAUACCUUCAACUUCUUGUGGCCUACAGAGGAUACGAAUUCGAAGAUUUCUCGUUGGCUUGAACAGAGCAUCCCACCCACGGAAUCUGAAAUCAUGGCUGAGGACCUACGACGUCAACUCCAGUAGCUCCCCACU
Molecule: messenger RNA, 343 nt
Organism: Phanerochaete carnosa HHB-10118-sp
Lineage: Eukaryota; Fungi; Basidiomycota; Agaricomycetes; Polyporales; Phanerochaetaceae
Exons: 1
Coding region: 35-334 (99 amino acids)
Source: RefSeq, a predicted model, not a curated record